UGUAAAUUCCUAACGCUUUUGCUUCACAUAAAAAUGGCAUUAAAAUUUUUCAUCUUUUUUUGUUUUGUAAUCGUCUUAUUCCAUGUAACUUUUUUCAUCAAAUCUAAAUAUUUUUCCGCACAAUUUUGUUUAACAUUCGGCUGUUAUUCUUAUCUUGAUUGUAACGAUGUUCAAUUCAUGAAUCCAAUACGUAUUUUGGCUAGAGGAACGGUUAAAAAUAUCUGGCUAAUCGAAUGGAAUCAUCAACCAUUGGUUAUGUCAACGUUAACAAUAAAUGAUUUCAAAGAAGAUUUUCAAGCAAACAUUGAAAACCUAAUAAAAUUUCGAAGUGAAAAUUAUCGUUUCAUUAUCGAAUUGCUUGGUGUAUGUGGAAAUUCAAUAUUCACUCCAUACUAUUUAUAUGGUGAUAUGAACAAUUUGCGUGAGAUUUUAAAUGCACAAAAUUCCAAUUUUGCCAAUCGUUUAUCAUAUUGUAUAAGAUAUGUUGAAAUUUUACAUUUUUUACAUCAGAAUUAUAUGGUUAUGUGUGAUUCAAAUGAUCUGACUAAAACAUUAUCACAAUAUUUAAUAACAAAUGAUGACCGUUUGAUUAUCAUUAAUGAUAUGGAUGCUUUGCCACAAACUAUUAAUGGAUCAAUCAAAUGUGGACAUCGACCUAUUUUCGGAGAAUUCUCAGCACCCGAACAACGAUAUCCAAACAAUGAAGGUUAUGAUCAUAAAACUGAUAUUUGGAAAGUGCCCGAUGUUUGCCAUUGGAUUAUUAAUGAUGGUAGAAAUUCUAAAAGCAUAUCUUUUCAGCUACGAUUACUUGAUUGGAUUCAUCAAAAAUGUAAAUCUUUGAAACCCGACAAACGUCCCGAAACAAUUGAAAUUGUAAAAUUUUAUAAACUAAUUUUCUCAAUGUUAAAUAAAUAAAAAAAAUUCUUGAAAAAAAAUU
Molecule: messenger RNA, 937 nt
Organism: Dermatophagoides pteronyssinus (European house dust mite)
Lineage: Eukaryota; Metazoa; Arthropoda; Arachnida; Sarcoptiformes; Pyroglyphidae
Product: protein O-mannose kinase-like
Biological process (GO): carbohydrate phosphorylation; protein O-linked glycosylation
Cellular component (GO): endoplasmic reticulum membrane
Molecular function (GO): carbohydrate kinase activity; phosphotransferase activity, alcohol group as acceptor
Source: RefSeq, a predicted model, not a curated record